Protobothrops mucrosquamatus (brown spotted pit viper) is the source of this 2676-nucleotide messenger RNA. RefSeq names its product NSE4 homolog A, SMC5-SMC6 complex component (gene NSMCE4A). Gene Ontology annotation, biological process: DNA repair. NCBI's taxonomy places the organism in Eukaryota, Metazoa, Chordata, Lepidosauria, Squamata, Viperidae. The transcript is spliced from 11 exons. The record is from RefSeq and is a predicted model, not a curated record. Gene Ontology annotation, cellular component: nucleus; Smc5-Smc6 complex. The coding region runs from base 78 to 1070 and encodes 330 amino acids.
AGAACAGCUGGCCCGCGAGAGAGUGUUUAGGCCGGAACCGGGAGGGCUGCCUCGUCUCGGGCCCUGGCUGAGAUUCUAUGCAGCGUCGGUCGCCUCCAGAGGCGAUGAUUGCGCCAGAAAUGUCCGGCCAGAGCCAUUCCGGGGAGGAACCGGACGAACUGACAACGCGGCGCUUGAUCCGCCAACAGUACCGAGAACUAAUUUCUACCGUUCAGCAGAACCAUGAACUGAUGCUAAGCACCAAUAAUGAUAAAUUGACAGAAGCUCUAGAAGAUGCUGAUAAACUAUUUACUGGAGUAUCCUUUGCAAGGGAGGCCGCUUUGGAUGCCCAGUUCCUAGUUUUGGCAUCAAAUCUAGGAAAAGAAAAAGCAAGCCAGUUACACUCAGAUAUGACAGUAUUUGAUCCAUCUGCAUUUGCUGAAGAUUUAUUAUCACUUAUGGGUCUAAAUCGUUUGGAAACAGAAGAAAGUGAUAGUGAAGAAGAACAGGUUGCUAGUGGAUUCUUACCUCAUAAUGCUUGGCAUAAACUUGGUGAAGAAGCAAAAAAAUACUUUAGGAGGGCACCAGUUUUCCAUUUCAUGUUGGGCACAUUUACUCCUGAUCCUCCUGUUGAAAGGCCACGCAUUGAAAGGCAACGAAAGAAGGCAACAUCAGAUGGAAACAGAGUAAUGCCUGCACAAUUAAAGAAAAUGGAAGAAUCUCAUCAAGAAGCUACUGAAAAAGAAGUAGAAAGGAUUUUGGGAUUCUUACAAGCCUAUUAUGCAGAAGAGCCUGAUACACCAAUAUCUUUCCUUGAGUUUGUGACAGACCCAAAUUCUUUUGCACGAACUGUGGAAAACAUGUUUCAUGUCUCAUUCUUAAUAAGGGAUGGACUUGCAAGAAUAAAACUGGAUCAAGAUAAGCUUCCUAUAAUAGAACCUUUACGUCCAGAAGAAGUAGAAAGUUAUGAGGAUACUCACGCACGAAAGCAAGCAGUCAUAUCAAUGAGCUAUCAAGAGUGGAAGAAUAUUGUGGAGAUAUUUGAAAUUUCACAGACAAUGAUUCCACCUGUUUCACAGUCACAGACAUGAGAUGAAGCUGAUCUGAAUGUAAGGUAUCCAUAGUUCUGUAAGAACCAGCCUGAUCUUGGAAGGAGAAUGGAAAUGAGCAAAACUUUCCUGUUUAAGUAUUGUAUAUUUGCUUGAAUAAGGGGAGUGCUUCCAGGUUUUCUAAAUAACAAUGUUGUAUUAUACAACAUACUGUACAUUGUUUAUUUGCUGUAACAACAGAUUAGUCUCAAAUUGUUGUAGCUUUUAUGUUCUGAAUGUGCUUUGUCUUAUUACAAUUCAUUUGGUCAACAUUAUGUUAUUUCAGUUUGUAUUUCACCUUUCCACAAAGCAAAAAGAAGUUAGCUAACAAUAAAAACAAAGUAUGAUUUUCAGUAAAAGAAGACAUUUGAUCAGUCUUCAGAGGUGGAAAAGAGUGGUGGCUUGCCACUGCUCCCAAGGGUGUUUGCUCUGUAUUUUUGGAGUGACCCAGAACGUGCCUUCUUUUAUGUGCCUGACAAAGACCGCUUUAAAGGUCAUUUAAUGUCCAAGCAGAUUCAUACUGAGAGACACAAACAGUUGUGCCUGAAACCAUUUAAAUGUUAAAGGAGUAGAAUGGUACUAUCCCAGUUCCUUUGUGUUGCAGCAGUAUGUGUUAAUUAUAUUUUAGUUUAGGAGAACAUGCACUUUUCUAAAGCUUAUUUAUAGUUCCGUAGCUAAAUUAGCUUUUGAACCUCAUUAUUUGUGAAUGAUGGUACAGAGAAGAAAAAUGGGGAGUGGAAAUGCAAGGCCGAGAAGAAAAGUACAUCAGGCUGUCUACAUCAUAGAAUGUACUCACCUCGUUGAAAUACUUUGCUUUCCUCCAUCAUACUAUUUUGAUGUCAUUCUGCAUUUAAGACAAGCAUUCAAAUGUUUAUGGUAGAAUGUCUUUGAGAAAUGGCAUAUAAAAACGAAAUAGCUUCUAUUGUGGAUGUCAUUCCGUGUUAUAGAUUAUUGAAACUUGGGCAGAAGCAUCCAUUUGUAAUUAAAACACUUUGAAACACUUUUCUAGUGGUUGUAUGUUUCAAGAUUAAUAAUUUCAAAUGUUUCUGUAGUCAUUUUUGAGUUAUGCAAACUUGUUAAUCUUUAAAUAAUAAUAUAAAUAUUAAAUAUAGAUAACAUGGAAGCUUUGGCUUUGAAAAGACUAUUUUUUUGGACUAAAGAUGCAGUCUAGUAGAUUCUGGGAAGCUGCCCUGCACCUUAUAAAUUACUCUUUAUAAGUAUUUUCUUGGAAAGUUGCACGAGAUAACAAAGUAUACUGGUAUUAUAGCUGAUACAAAAAAUAUGUGGAACUGGAUUAGUUGUUAACUUAUAAAAUUCUAUGGUGUUCUUCUACCCCUAGCAUAUAUUAUUCUGUCACUGGAUUUCUAACAGUAAUAGCAUAUGGGCGUCAUACAAAUCAUACAUAAUAUAAAUGCAUCAAGGAGAUUUGUUUUUCAAUCCAAAUGAUUUUAGACAAUUGUAGCCUGACUGCAUUAAUAAGUGCAGAGAAUGCAGUCUUGUCAAACUAAACUAUUCAGCUAUAUAAGGCAAUAAUGUAGGAUUGUGGGAAAAAUAGGAAUGAUCCCUCCUAGCAUGCAUGUAUGUAUACCUACUACAAUUAUUGUCAAUG